AGCGGUGCGGAGCGGGGUGGGCGGGGGCAGGCGAUGGAGGGCAGGGAUGGAUCGGGGCCGGCCCGGCCCACGCGUGACCUCCGCGUGUCCCCGUGGGUCUGCCCUCACGGCUCUGCCCCCUCGUGUCUGUGUCUGCUACGGGUCUAUGGCCCCGUGUCCCUCUAUGUCAAUGUGUCCCCUAUGUCCCCCCACAGAUCAGGGCACUCUGUGUUCCCUUUGUCACCCUUCUCUCCCAUAUAUGUGUCCCCCGUGUCCCCUCGUGUCCCACGCAUCACCCAUCUCCUCCAUGUGCCGUGUCUCCGUGCCCACUCGUGACCCUCAUAUCCCCCCGAUAUCGCCUCCACGUCCCCCCAUGUCCUCACGUGCACGCGUCCCCCCGUGUCCGUGUCCCUGUGUCCCCGUUCCAUCCCGCAGUCCCCGCUAUCCCCAGGCCCCGCCCGGCCUCCUCUCCCCCCCGUCCCGUCCCGUCCCCUCCCCGCUGUGCCCCUCUCCGGCCCCCGACCCGCCCCGUCGGCGCUGACUGAAGGCGGCACCUGCGGCGGUCACACGGCCGCGGGGAGAGCGGAGAGCGCCCACAGUAGGAGCAUGGAGUCCACAACAACCGAUGGAGCCCCAACCCCAAAUGACACUGCCCUGGGUGACCUCACACAGACAUCAACAGGGCCCACAGAGGGGAUGGUGGGGGGGGACAGCGGGGAAAGUGCAGCACAGGAAGGGCAGGGGGAGGCUGGGGGGGAUGAAGGGGGCGCUGGGGGGGAGAGUGCAGGGGAUACGAGGAUUGGGGGCGAGGUAGAAGCAGAGAAGAACUGUGGGAGUGAGGCUAAGGGGGAGGCAGUAGGGGAUGCUGUGAGUGAGGUCAGCAUGGCAGGAGAUGCUGGGAGUGAGGCUAAGGGGGAGGAUGCAAGGGAUGCUGUGGGUGAAGCUAAAGGGGAGGCUGCAAAGGAUGCUGAGAGUGAGGCUAAGGGGGACACUGUAAAGGAUGCUGUGAGUGAGGCUAAGGGGGAGGCUGCAAAAGAUGCUGUGAGUGAGGCUAAGGGGGACACUGUAGAGGAUGCUGUGAGUGAGGCUAAGGGGGAAGCUGCAAAGGAUGCUGUGAGUGAGGCUAAGGGGGAAGCUGCAAAGGAUGCUGUGAGUGAGGCUAAGGCAGCAGGGGAUGCUGUCAAAGAGCCCACAGCAGGGCAGGCUGCAGAGCACGAGGCUGAAGGGCAAACCAGAGGCAGUGCAGUGCCACAGGAGGAUGCUGAGCUGGGGCCCAGGCCAGUGGCAGCAGGCAGCAGCCAAGGCCGGCAGGAGCCCACCUGGCUGCAGGAUGAGGAUGAUGAGCUGUGGCCUGAGUUCCCCCCCUGCUCACCCACGGAGGAGGCCACCAGCCCCACCAGCCCUACCACCCCUCUCUCCCCUACCUCCCCCGUGUCUCCCACGUUCCCCAUGUCUCCCACAUCUCCCUCAUCUCCUGUGUCCCCCACAUCCCCCACAGCUGGUAGCACUGAGAGCUCAGGUGGCAGUGAGAGUGGUGUGUCUGCAAUGGGGCCACGCAGCCGGGUGCCCCCUAGGGUGGCAGCUGUGGGGCGGCCACGAAUGAGCAGCCGGGCACAUGGGCGCAGCGCCAUCCUGGAGAAGUUUGGGGGGGCAGCCACAGGCCCAGCUCCACACCUGAAGCGCGUGGGGGCCACAGGCUCAGUGAAGGCCAUGCUGCUGGAGUGGUGCCGUGCCAGGACACGUGGCUACCAGCACGUGGACAUCCAGAACUUCUCGGGGAGCUGGAGCAGCGGCCUGGCCUUCUGUGCUUUGGUCCACAACUUCUUCCCCGACGCCUUUGACUAUGGCAGCCUGGAGCCCCAGGACCGCCGGCAUAACUUCACCCUGGCCUUCACCACUGCAGAGGAGCGUGUUGACUGUGCCCAGCUGCUGGAGGUGGAUGACAUGCUGCGGCUGGCGGUGCCGGACUCCAAGUGCAUCUACACUUACGUGCAGGAGCUGUACCGCAGCUUGGUGGCCAAGGGGCUAGUGAAAACCAAGAAGCGCUGAGGCCCCCCCAGCCCCGUUCCCCACUUUGUCCCUCACCCCUUAGGAAUAAAGGUUUGCAGUGCCGUGC
This is a messenger RNA of Coturnix japonica (Japanese quail), 2095 nucleotides long. RefSeq names its product smoothelin like 1 (gene SMTNL1). Lineage: Eukaryota; Metazoa; Chordata; Aves; Galliformes; Phasianidae. The record is from RefSeq and is a predicted model, not a curated record. Gene Ontology annotation, molecular function: protein binding.